AUGAGCGGCCUUACAUAUGAAGAGAAGAAAGGAUUAAUUACACGUAAUUUACAGGAAGUCUUAGGAGAAGAUAAACUGGAUGCGAUACUGAGAGAACGUGAUUUAAAAAUAUAUUGGGGUACAGCCACAACUGGCAGACCCCAUGUUGCCUAUUUUGUGCCCAUGUCAAAAAUUGCCGACUUUCUCAAAGCCGGUUGUGAGGUUACGAUACUUUUUGCUGAUUUACAUGCAUAUCUAGAUAAUAUGAAAGCUCCAUGGAGUCUUUUAGAGUUGCGUGCCCAAUACUAUGAAGCUGUUAUUAAACAAAUGCUGUCAUCCAUUGGUGUACCUUUAGAUAGAUUGAAAUUUGUUAAAGGUACCGACUAUCAGCUAUCUCGCGAAUAUUCCUUAGAUGUCUACAAGUUAAGUUCAGUUGUGACUCAGCACGAUGCUAGAAAGGCUGGUGCUGAGGUAGUGAAGCAAGUAGAAUAUCCGUUGUUAUCUGGUCUGCUGUAUCCGGGUUUACAAGCUUUAGAUGAGGAAUACUUGAAGGUCGAUGCACAAUUUGGUGGAGUAGAUCAAAGAAAAAUUUUUACGUUUGCGGAAAAAAGUUUACCGCAGCUAGGUUAUGAAAAACGCAUUCAUUUAAUGAACCCCAUGGUGCCAGGCUUGGCUGGUGGUAAAAUGUCCUCUUCGGAAGAGGAUUCUAAAAUCGACUUAUUAGACACUCCAGCCGAUGUUAAAAAGAAGCUGAAAAAAGCAUUUUGUGAACCUGGAAAUGUCAAAGAUAAUGGCCUGUUGUCGUUCGUCCAGCAUGUUUUAUUCUCUUUAUUCAAGGAAGGCGAAGGAUUUGUAGUUUGUCGCGCCCCUGAAAAUGGUGGGGAUAAGACUUUUAAUAAUUACCAAGAUUUAGAGGAAGAGUUUGCCUCUAAUAAACUCCAUCCAGCUGAUUUAAAGGCAACAGUCGAAAAGUAUAUAAAUCAAUUAUUGGAUCCAAUACGGAAAGCUUUUGAAUCAAGUCAAUUAAAACAAUUAAGUAGCGCUGCUUACCCUAUUGCUAAAAAAGAACAAGAUGGCCCCGAUCGUUUAGAUAUACGCGUUGGUAAAGUGGUGCAAGUUUCUCGGCAUCCUGAUGCUGAGAAACUUUACAUUUUGCAAAUUGAUUUGGGCGAAGAUGAGGUGCGCACAAUAAUUAGCGGUCUAGUUGCAUAUGUAAGUGCGGAGAAAUUAGAUCAAUGUUUGGUGGCUGUAUUGUGCAAUCUGAAACCAUCCAAAAUGCGUGGCAUUUUAUCCGAGGGCAUGGUUUUAUGUACAUCUAAUGCCGACCAUACUAUUGUGGAACCGUUAAUUGUGCCAUCUUCUGCCGCAGCCGGUACUCGUUUGGCGUUUCAAGGAUAUAAUGGACAACCGGAAGAGCAACUUAAUCCGAAAAAGAAGACUUGGGAAAAACUUUUCGUCGACUUUAAAACCAAUGACGACGGCAUAGCUGUAUGGAAAAAUAAUUUCCUCUUAACACCAGACGGCGAGAAGUUAACAAGCAGACUGAAAAAUUGUUGCAUUAAAUAAGUUCAUAUAAUCCCUAACUCUGCGAUGGAUAAUUUAUUUUAGAACAUUUAAUUUACUUUACAAGGAAUGGCACAUACGUUUACUGAUUGAAAAAUUUUUCAAUUCAGUUCUUGGUAUGGAUAUUAACGAAUAAACCAAUUGAUGAAAUAAUUAGUCCAAUAACUUAGGAAAAAAUACAAAGGAACACAACAUUUGUAAAUCUUUAUACGCAACUACCACUCUUAUUGAAAGGAGAGUAACGUGGAAUAAAUUGUGAUAAAUUAUAUCCCA
Molecule: messenger RNA, 1815 nt
Organism: Glossina fuscipes
Lineage: Eukaryota; Metazoa; Arthropoda; Insecta; Diptera; Glossinidae
Gene: TyrRS
Product: tyrosine--tRNA ligase, cytoplasmic
Exons: 5
Coding region: 1-1545 (514 amino acids)
Biological process (GO): tyrosyl-tRNA aminoacylation
Molecular function (GO): tyrosine-tRNA ligase activity; tRNA binding; ATP binding
Source: RefSeq, a predicted model, not a curated record